AUGUUCAGAACAGGCAUUUUAUCUCGACCCGUAACAAGGUCCGUCGUCUCGGUGCUCGCUAUAGGCUCCGGAGCCUACAUCACCCAAUCCUUCCUCUCAACCGCCUACGCAGAGUCAAAAGAAGCCCCCAAAGCCUUCUCAGGCUUCGGUUUCACAACUCUACGUCUGCACAGCACCAAAGAUGUAAACCACAACACGAAAAGACUGGUCUUCGAAUAUUCAGACCCCACUGCCACCAGCGGUCUCUCCCUAACAUCCUCACUCCUAACAUUGACUCGCCCGGAAGGACGAUGGCUCCCCGUCCCACGACCAUACACACCCAUCAGCGAUCUAGACCAAGAAGGCUACAUCGAAUUCAUGGUGAAGAAAUACCCAAACGGCAAAGCUAGCACGCACAUCCACUCCCUCGUCCCAGGCGACACCCUCACAUUCGCAACUGCAUUGAAAGGACACCAGUGGACACCCAAUCAAGCCCGUCAGGUCUACCUUAUUGCCGGCGGCGCUGGGAUCACGCCAAUCUACCAGCUAGCGCAGGGAAUCCUGAAGAAUCCCGCUGAAAAGACGAAGAUCAAUCUUGUUUUCGGGGUUAAUACUGAGCAGGAUUUACUGCUCAGAGAGGAAUUGGAGGUGUUUAAGAACCGGUAUCCGGAUCGGUUUGAGUAUACUUAUGUUGUUAGUCAUCCUGAGGGAGGGGCUGAUGGGUUCCAGAAGGGUUAUGUUACGCAAGAGUUGUUGAAGGGUAUCAUGAAGGAUGGGGAUGCGAAGGUCUUUGUUUGUGGGCCGCCUGCUAUGGAGAAGGCUUUGGUUGGACCGUGUGGGAGAGCUGGGAUUCUGGCUCAGCUUGGGUUUAACAAGAGUCAGAUUGUGAAUUUUUAG
Molecule: messenger RNA, 876 nt
Organism: Penicillium brevicompactum
Lineage: Eukaryota; Fungi; Ascomycota; Eurotiomycetes; Eurotiales; Aspergillaceae
Product: cytochrome b5 reductase family protein
Exons: 3
Coding region: 1-876 (291 amino acids)
Biological process (GO): ergosterol biosynthetic process
Molecular function (GO): cytochrome-b5 reductase activity, acting on NAD(P)H
Source: RefSeq, a predicted model, not a curated record